AUGCUGCAUAACAUUCUACGUGAGCAGUAUGCCAAGUCGCCAUCCUCCAAGACAAUUAUCUUUGUAACAACUCGCCAACUGGCCAUUUAUUUGGCUCAUCACUUGAACAUAAUGGGUAUUAUCCAAGAGCCAGACACAACUGCUUCUGCGGUGGGAUAUAUCACCAGCGCAAAUCAGUCGACUAGCGCUGACGGACAAACCGCGGAUGAACAACGUGGCAUGAUUGACGCGUUCAAUCAGGGUCAUCUAAAAGUGUUAGUGGCCACAUCGGUUGCUGAAGAAGGGCUGGAUAUUUCAGCGUGUAAUCUCAUCAUUAAAUAUAAUAAUGUCGGAUCAGAGAAAACUCUCAUCCAGCGCCGUGGUUAG
Molecule: messenger RNA, 366 nt
Organism: Gongylonema pulchrum
Lineage: Eukaryota; Metazoa; Nematoda; Chromadorea; Rhabditida; Gongylonematidae
Source: the annotation of a GenBank genome assembly